AUGGCAAACAAAUCCAUUUCUAAUUCAAGAUUCACUGAUCUCGACGAAGAACCGCACACGCUCUUAUUACCCAUUGAAGGCUAUCAACAUAUGAAAUUGAUGUCACUCGAAGAUGCCGUUCGAUCACUUCAUCCAAUAGUUGAUAAUUUAGAACGAAAUGUGUGGAUUGCAAAACAUAAUUGUAAAUCAGCGCCGGAUUCUCUAACAGUUGAUCAAUCAGCAUCUAUCCAUUUAUACACCAUGGAGUGGAAACCAAGCAGUAACAGUCUCUAUUCCAUUCUCAAUCGGACACUAAGGAAUGAGGAUCGUGACAGUUUGAUUCCAUGGUUUCCAUACCUGAAACUAUUUCUGACAGCUCUUCACAAUGUACCAUCUAUUGAGCAAGUGGUAUGGCGAGGAAUCAAAGCAGAUUUCAGCAUGAAGUUCGAUACAGGUCACACGUUUGUGUGGUGGGGUGUUAGUUCAUGCACAGAAUCCCUAGAUGGUCUGAACAAAGAGCAAUUUCUUGGCAAAACCGGUACAAGAACACUCUUCAGUAUUCAAUGCCACAAUGGAAAGAAGAUUCAUUCACAUUCGCACUUUAAAAACGAGCAGGAAAUUCUUCUGAUGCCAGGGACAUACUUCGAAGUGAAAGGUAAAGUAGAUGGUGGCUCGAACUUCAACAUUAUUCAUGUUGAAGAAACAACUCCACCAUAUGUGCUUUGUGAAUCCCCAUUCGACAAACUACAGUGCAAAAAUAAACGACUAGAACCAGAACUGCAAGCACUUCAUUCGAUUUCGGAAGUAAAGCUGCGGAAUCUCGGAAUUGACGAAGAAGACGCGCAAGUAUUGGCAAAGGCAUUGAAAGUGAAUAAAACUCUCACCACUCUUGAUCUUGGAGGGAACCAAAUAUCUGCUCGAGGAGGUGAAGCACUGGCAGAGGCAUUGAAAGUGAAUAAAACUCUCACCACUCUUAAUCUUCGGUCCAACCAAAUAUCUGAUGGAGGAGGUGAAGCACUGGCAGAGGCAUUGAAAGUGAAUAAAACUCUCACCACUCUUAAUCUUCGGUCCAACCAAAUAUCUGCUCGAGGAGAUGAAGCACUGGUAGAGGCAAUGAAACUGAAUAAAAGUUUACGUUUGUUUUACUGA
Messenger RNA from Didymodactylos carnosus, 1128 nucleotides. NCBI's taxonomy places the organism in Eukaryota, Metazoa, Rotifera, Eurotatoria, Philodinida, Philodinidae. The record is from the annotation of a GenBank genome assembly.